Talaromyces rugulosus is the source of this 1101-nucleotide messenger RNA. RefSeq lists its product as uncharacterized. Bases 1 to 1101 code for a protein of 366 amino acids. Lineage: Eukaryota; Fungi; Ascomycota; Eurotiomycetes; Eurotiales; Trichocomaceae. The record is from RefSeq and is a predicted model, not a curated record. Gene Ontology annotation, cellular component: mitochondrion. Gene Ontology annotation, molecular function: nucleic acid binding; methyltransferase activity. Gene Ontology annotation, biological process: methylation. The transcript has 2 exons.
AUGCCAAGGAUACCCACGUCUUUGAUCCUCAAGUCUUAUCGAGAAAACCCUCUGCUCCCCAGCCUGCUGAAAGAAUGCCGGACCCUCGAAUCUGCGCGGAACGAAUUGCGAUGGCUUCGUGAAGGAGCUAUCAAGGCGUCGAAGAAUAAUAACAAUGCCUCUCCGAUUGAGGCCAGAUUAUCAUGGCAGUUAGCGCUCCGGAAAAUGUGUGCGCUGCGAAGCAGGGGGAGACCGCUGCAAUACAUUCUAGGUGAUCAGCCUUUUGGCGAAUUGGAAAUUCUUUGUGAGAAAGGGGUUCUUAUACCACGUGUCGAAACAGAACUCUAUACAAUCCAUGCGAAAGAUUUGAUACUCGAGGGCCUGAAUGCGAAGAGGCUGGACUCUAAAACCCUACGGAUCCUGGAUGUAUGCAGCGGAAGCGGCUGUAUUUCUCUGUUGCUGCACUCGCUUCUUGCGCCUCAUGUCGGAAAUCUCACAAUAGCUGGCCUUGAUGUGAGCCCGCAAGCCUUGAAUCUCGCCCUCAAGAACAAGACACAUAACAUCGACGGAGGUUUAUUGGCUCCUAGAGCCGAAACAGAAAUAACCUUUCGAAGAUUUGAUAUAUUUGAUGAACUUGACACCCCUGGCGGUCUAUUGUCAAUAAACAAUGCUCCGAACAGAGCAUCAACAGAUACUACUACUUUGACACGUGGUCAAUCCACCUGGGAUGUCCUCAUAUCCAACCCUCCAUACAUAUCUCCGUCUGAUCUGAUCGGCGGCAAAACGUCUCGGAGUGUUCGUAAGUACGAGCCAAUGCAAGCACUAGUUCCACCUGUCAUCAAAGAUCGCAGUUUAUGGGAGGAAAGUUUAGGCCUGAAAAAUGUACCCCGCGAGGACGUUUUUUAUCCCCGGUUAUUGUAUUUGGCUCGCAAACUCGACGUGAAGCUUGUGGUUUUUGAGUGUGGUGACGUUGCACAAGCACAGCGGAUCGUGGACAUGGCAAGAGUCAUUUUUGCAAAGAGCGAGGGAAACGAAAAUUUGUCGAUAUAUAUCUGGAGUGGCUAUGAUACUUCAAGUGAUUGUGAUGAUGGUGCUCGAGCUGUAGUGGUGAAAAGGGUUUAA